AUGCGCGCCCAAUUGCCCUUGCUGAGGACGGCGCAAGGUGCGCGAGCUGGUCAAUUGCCUUCUUACGUCUGCAGGCAAUGUAGAGGCAUCCAGAUUAGCGCUGCGCCGACGACUGAAGCGCCCAAGGUUGGCGGGGAUGUCUUUGGAGCUCGAGGAGCGUCGCGGGAUGCCGCCGAUGCUCGGUUCGAGGUCCUCGGAUCACCAUACUCCCUCCUUUCCGUCUCUCUGUCGCCGUCGCAGCAGCUUUACACCAGAAGGGGAACAUUGGUAGGAGUUGCAGGCAAGGCUGAAAAUGCCCAAUCGACACUUUCCAUUCUUUCGCCCUUCACACGAGCCUUCCUCGGCGUUCCUUUCCUGUACCAACGCAUUUCAUCUUCAACGCCCCUCACGGCUCUGAUUUCUACAAAGUCUCCCACAACGACCUUUUCCGUCCUUCACCUCGAUGGUACCACCGACUACAUGAUCUCCCAGCGCAAUGCGCUUCUUGCCUGGACGGGCCACACACUCUCCGUAUCGCCGCGUAUAAGCCGUGGCCUUUCGCUUGCCCACUGGGGAAGCACUCACCUCACUGGCAGAGGCCUCGCUGCUCUGUCCUCCCCCGGUCAGGUGUACGAAGUUACCCUCGCAGAAGGCGAAGAGUUUGUCGCUCACCCCUCGCACGUCGUCGCAUACGCCGUCUCUCGCAACCCUCCUUUGCCGAUGCGCCUAAAGUCGAACAUCCUCCGUCUCCAAAUUCCCAACAUCACUCGCUUCUUCCCCGAGACAAAUUUCAUGAAAGCGAUGCGCGAUACCAGUACAUACAAGAAUGUUGCUCGGUGGUUGUUCACUUUGAGGACGUCGCUCAGACGCACGAUUUGGGGCGACCGCCUGUUCCUCCAGUUCCGCGGCCCGACAACCCUUCUCAUGUCCAGCAGAGGCGUCAGAGUUGCUGAUGCUCUCACCAAUAAGGAGGUCAACGAGAUUGCAGAUGCGCCGGCUGGCGUAGUCCCAGACGCUGUUGAAUUGACCACUAAGCCAAAGAUCGAGGCAAAGCCCGUAUCGGUCGAGCAGCCACCAUCAGCCAUCCAUGUCGCCAGCGUAUCGCGUGAUGGAAAAGUCAGCUUCGAGGACGCGAAGGAUCUCAAAGAGUUUGUGCGAUAG
Colletotrichum paranaense is the source of this 1140-nucleotide messenger RNA. Its product is annotated as altered inheritance 24. Gene Ontology annotation, cellular component: mitochondrial inner membrane. The record is from RefSeq and is a predicted model, not a curated record. Gene Ontology annotation, biological process: inner mitochondrial membrane organization. The transcript is spliced from 3 exons. Lineage: Eukaryota; Fungi; Ascomycota; Sordariomycetes; Glomerellales; Glomerellaceae. The coding region runs from base 1 to 1140 and encodes 379 amino acids.